UCGACUAACCGGUGUUCUUCACAUGAUAUCCAGAUUUCGACUUCUCAUUCGCGCAACCAAGCAUCAUCAAGGUCCGGACUCCCUACCAUGACGUAUCUAACUGGAAAAAGAUCCUCAGACACUCCUUCAAUCAACUGAUCAAUUGGGAAAGUUGGGUGCCGAUCCGGACACCGUGAGCCCUCGCACAAUUUACUUGGUCCCAGAACCCCCCGAAAUCAGAAGCAGGAAAAGGGGGUUUUCUCUCUGGACUGUGGACCAAUGUUGUCUUCUGCAACCCCCCCCUCCCCUCCUGGGUACGAGGAGUUGACGACUCGCGACCAUAGAGUACAACGUUAAUCCACAUUGGGCAAUAUGAAUCUCAAGGGAUUUCAUUCAACUGUUGUAGCUUCGGUUCCAAGGGGCCGGGGGGCGUUGGUCGAUCUCCAACUGCCGGUGGAGGCUCACUAGAUGAAAUCGAUCAUGUUUUGGUAGGCAGAAGAAUCUUCAAAAUGUUCGCGACCAAACGCGACCAAACGCCUUUAAGCUCAUGUCCUCCUUUCCCAAAGAAUCGUGACUGCUAGCCAGCCAGCCGUGCACUUUGUCAAGAUAACGCCAAAUCACUUUACCACAUACUUGUUUUCUACGCCUCGUCAUCGUCUCUUUGUUUACCACCCGUUGAGUAUCUGUUGGCGUCCGGGCGAUCCCGGCAUCCGCAAAGAUGGUUCCCGAAGCUCUCAAGGCGGCGGUGAUUGAGAUGUGGGUUGAGUAUGCCAUAGGAAUUCUGGUUCUGUUUCUUCGCAUCUUCACGAGAUAUUCUCGAGUUGUCGGCUUGAAAUGGCAAGGCGACGAUUACUUGGCAAUUGCGGCAGUCAUCUUGUUCACAUUCGAGGUGAUGAUGUGCCAAAUCAUCGUUGAGAAAGGAAGCAUCACAGGAAUGACGGACGAAGUUGCUCUGACGCUGACGCCGGAGGAAUACAAGAGUCACGAGGUGGGAGCAAAGUGGCUGUUUGCCGCGUGGUACAUCUACGUCAGCAUGAUUUGGAGUCUAAAGGGCAUCAUGCUCUUCUUCUUCGCGAGAGUCACCAAAACUCUCCCCGAGGAGCGUCUUGUCAAAGUGGUGUCCGUCGUAACAGUGGCUGGUUAUCUGGCAACCCUCGGCGUCGUCACUGGCCAUUGCCGCCCAAUGCACAAGCUGUGGCAGGUGUACCCAUACCCGGGAGACGACUGCUCGCAAAACACUUCAAAGUACUAUGCUUUGGUCUCGACGAAUGUUGCGACCGACAUCAUGAUCAUGUACAUUCCCAUCCCGUUGUUGUGGAGGCUCCAAACCACGCUGAAGAAGAAACUGGCAUUCGGCCUCAUGUUCUGCGCUGGCUUCUUCAUCAUCAUCUGCACCCUGCUUCGAUGCAUCAUUUGCUUGCAAACCCCCGAGCGACUCGACUUGGGGCUCAACUGGUCUAUCCGGGAAACGGUCGUCGCCAUCAUUUGUACGAACGCUCCGUCGAUCAAGCCGUUGUUCCCCAGUCGCAAAACGGGCUCCGCGAACACCAGCACCCCUUCCGGACUGGUAACAUUUGGCGGAAGCGGUGGCACGCAUAAGAUGUCGCGCAUCAAGGGAAGCCACCAAAAGCUGGACGACACCUCUGUCGGGAGCCAGGAGCACAUCGUCAACCCGAAGGGCACCAGGAACCAGACGACCGCGUUCGCCGACGACCACAGCUCCGACGACGGCGCGAACUACAACAGGGGGAUCCAGGUCACCAACGAAUACACGGUCGAGGUUGGUAGGCAGUAGGAGGAAGCGAGGGUAGCUGCAGGUAGGUGGUGCCUGGCGAUGAUGGCUGAAGUAGCAGAAGCCAACUCGGUCGUAACCCGCCAGCAGUACGGCACUCUUACCAUGAUAGCGAAGAAAGUCCAUGCCAUCUGCGAUGGCCGUGGUUCUGCUGGCAGCCAGCGACGGACAUUUAAUACACG
This is a messenger RNA of Colletotrichum destructivum, 1953 nucleotides long. RefSeq lists its product as uncharacterized. NCBI's taxonomy places the organism in Eukaryota, Fungi, Ascomycota, Sordariomycetes, Glomerellales, Glomerellaceae. The transcript has 9 exons. The coding region runs from base 698 to 1774 and encodes 358 amino acids. The record is from RefSeq and is a predicted model, not a curated record.